Molecule: messenger RNA, 3883 nt
Organism: Acaromyces ingoldii
Lineage: Eukaryota; Fungi; Basidiomycota; Exobasidiomycetes; Exobasidiales; Cryptobasidiaceae
Exons: 4
Coding region: 405-3692 (1095 amino acids)
Biological process (GO): protein ubiquitination
Cellular component (GO): CCR4-NOT complex
Molecular function (GO): RNA binding; ubiquitin-protein transferase activity
Source: RefSeq, a predicted model, not a curated record
GUCGCGACCACCAUUCUUCCUAUUUCGAGCGCCUUCUUGCGAGGUUCAAGGGCAGAAUUGCAGCAGUUUGGCUCCAUCCACACACUGCACUCGCUCUAGCCCUUCUAAGACGCCGGCGUCAUCAGCAACCUGGACGAGUCGGGCCUGCUUCACGCGCACGAUUUGCACGACGAAGGGCGUCCACCCCGUGUCUGCUGAAAGACCGCCGAAGAGCGCGCCUCUUACUUUUGAGGCGCACGUCACCAACCGCGACAGCCCCAGCUUAUCGAUUGAGUCUCAUUGCAUGGGCAGACUGUCCUCCUUAGCAGUGUUGGAAUCAGCCAGCCAGCGGCGCAGCUUGCCUCAAGCACGUCGAUCGCCACCGCGUCACCGCCUCGUCUCCCUCUCGCCUCUUUCACCACGCCAUGGCACCCCCAAGGCCUCAUCAUCACGUCGCCCAUCACCACCACAACCACGGAGGAAGCUCGUCAGGUGGUGGUGGCUCUCCCUUUCCUCCGCUCGGAAUGGCCGCCUCGGGAACUGUCUCGGCGGCGUUUCACAACGGGCCGUCGAACAACACUGCCUCGGGAGUAGAGACAUCUGCGGGGCUACCGCCAGCCCCGGCAAAGGUCGAUACCAACCAAGCUCAGGAGUACCGACUGCAGGAUGCUUAUUGGAGCGACGAGGAUGAGACGAUGGAGUGCCCACUUUGCUUGGAAGAGAUUGACAUCUCAGAUGCCAACUUCAAGCCUUGUCCCUGCGGCUACCAGAUCUGUCGUUUCUGCUGGCAUCAUAUCAAUCAGAACUUGAAUGGUCGCUGCCCGGCUUGCCGACGAAAAUACACCGACAAUGCCGUCGAAUUCAAGCCCAUGACGGCCGAGGAGAUCAAGCGGCUGUCACAGGCGAAAAAGCAAAAGGAAAGAGAGAAGAAGGAGCUGGAGCAGAUGAACCGAAAGCAUCUGGCCAAUGUUCGGGUGGUGCAAAAGAACCUCGUCUAUGUCGUCGGUCUAGAUCCAAAGCUGGCGAGGGAGGAGCUCAUUCCCACACUUCGAUCCAACGACUUCUUUGGGCAAUAUGGGCGCAUCUCUAAAGUUCUCAUCUCCAAGAGGACAACGGCAUCAAAGCUGAUGAUGGGGACCACUGAGUCGGCCAUUGGCGUGUACGUGACGUAUGUGCGCAAGGAGGACGCAGCGCGAGCCAUCAUUGCCAUUGAUGGGAGCAAGGGCCCGGACGGCAAGACGAUCCGCGCGAGCUAUGGAACGACAAAGUACUGCACGACGUACCUUCGCAACUUGCCGUGUACCAACGCCAUCUGCACCUACCUUCACGAGCCUGGCGAAGAAGCAGACUCGUUUACAAAGGAAGAUCUCACGACGCUGCGCCACGCCGCAAAGGACGCCGAGAGCAGAGGUCGAUUGACAACACCCGCCCCGGCAUCGUUUGCUGCAGGCCACAAGGCGCAUCAAAACGCGCACGUGGACCAGGCAAACACACAACAACAGCAGUCCUCGCCCGUUGCUUCGUCGGCUUCUGUCAAUCUCUCCUCUCUUGCCCCUGCCCCCGAUUCUGUGGAGGCAUCUGCGCUGCCAAAGACGGCGUCAUGGGCGUCGAGCAAGCCAGGCGGUGCGCCUCCGCAAGCUUCAUCGAUUGCUCAGCACAAUGCCAUCCGGGACUCGGAUCUCCCCACCUUGUCAGCAUCCAUGGCAAGGCGAGAAAGUGGAACGCAGCAGCAACGAGCAUCGCCAGCCAAGCCAAGCAUCCCCACAGCACCCAAAGGUCGGACUGCUCCUCGACCGGGAUCGCCUGCUCCAUCAUCGCCGGCCGCGCAAGUGCCCCCGGGUCUGGCUGCAAAGCCACCGCCUGGGCUAGUGCCAAAGGGGCCCAGCGCCAUGCAGCGAGGGCGUUCAGAAUCAGUCGAGCCGCCAGCGAUGGCUGCCGUACCUGCUUCCAACAGUGCUUCAGCGCCCCCUCCCGGUCUCGCCAAAGUGGCCAGCAACGGACCUCCGCCUGGACUGCCAGCUCCCUCGCGCUCUGCAACGCCAUCGGGAGAGCCAGUACUGUCUGCGCCAUCUUCGACGUCGACGAGUGCAUCCCCUCCUUCGUCUUACCAGCCCUCGUCGACGGCACAGGCACUCCUGGAUGACAUGCGAGCCCGCCGCGAAGCUGAAGCCGACCGGCCACAGAAGUCGGCCUUUUCCGACCUGGAUGCGGUCCUACAGUCGUUUCAGGAUGGUGCAGGUUUCAGCUUCACUUUCGAAGAGGACAGGCUGGCCGACAAGAUGGGCACCGACGAGGACAGGGAGAACGAGGGCUACCUGGGCGCUUUUGCUCCGUUUGCAGGCGUUCCCUCACCUGGCGUUCAGCCAUUGUCGGUCCUUGGACAUGUUCCUGGCCGGGGAAUGUCUGAGCCUCCCACCUACUCAGGCUCGUUCGACCCCUUUGCUCCCGGGGCUGGUGAGAGCAUCGAAGAGUCGCCAGAGGAGCAAAGCAAGGCGUCUCCCUUUGCAGCCAUCGAUGAGAUGCGGAGGACCCUGUCGGAUGAACGCAAGGAAGCGGAAGAGGCGGCAGUCGAAGAAGAGAGGGAAUCAAGAGAGGACGAAAGCCAAGCGGACAGCCCAUCGAAGGGUGCAUCGCGAUUCGGCUUUGCGCGAAGGCCAGACUCGGAGACGUUCGUGGGCACACCGAGUGGACCACCGUCGUUCAAGACCCACGACGAUCUGUUGGGCUUUGUCAGGGGCGGUGCCGCGGCGUUGACGAGCAAUGGUCACGCACAGCAGGAUCAGGCAGCACUUCAGUCGCAGCAGCAGCAGCAGCAGCAGCAGCAUCCGCCACAUAAUGACGGACAGCCUGAUGUCAGCUGGCUCCACGCCGACAAUCGCGCUUCCUACGGCAACGCUGGCAAUGUUGCAGCAGCGAAUCGAAACGCGUACAAGAGCAUGCAGGCCAAUGUGCACGGGCAACAGCAGACACGACCUGGUUCGUCCUCACUGGCUAUGGGCAAUGGGCACUUCGGAUUGGGCGUGAACCGAAGCUUUGGCGCAGGCACUCCGCCUCCUCCUGGCUUUGGGCCGAGGCAGCAAAGCGGUGGACCGCCCGGUCUGAUGUUGCAGCAGCAGCAACAGCAGCAGCAUGUCAACGGUAAUGCUAGCAACGACUUCCUGGCGCAGCUACAGCGUGGCUCUGCUCAAGGCCAGGCUUCGCUGCAUCAUUUGCACCAGGCUCAGACGCCCUCAUCGAUGGAUCAGCGAAUGAAUGGUGGCUACUUCGGUCGGGACCAAUCGGCCAGCAACAGUGUUGCGACCGGAAGCUCCAACGAGCCUCCGUUUGCCCAGCUGGUCGCUGCCGCUGAAGCUCGCCGGGCUCAGAGCAGCUACACGGUACACAAGAAUGCCAGCCAGGGCGGUGGCGGCAUCGAUGGCAUGCCAUUUUCGGACCCUGCCAUCAUGUCGUUUGCGCGUCAACAGCAGCAACAGCAUCACCAGCAACAGCAGCAGCAUCACCAGCAGCAGCAGCAACACCACCAUCACCAUCAACAGCACCAGCAGCAGCACCAGUCCCAACAGGGACAGCACUUUGGUGGUGGUGGUGGUGGUGGAUUUAGCCCUUUCGAUAGCCAGCAGCAGAUGAGCAACCAGCAUUUGCCGUCCUGGGGUGGUCAGGAGCAGCAGGCGUCAUGGAACGGACCGUUUGGCAGCCACCAGCCGUAUUCUUGAUUACUUUGUGUUUUCGGCCAGCUACGCAGGCAUCCUUUCCGAGCGGCUCGAUUGUUGCCAGCCAAUCAGCCCGGGUGGACAGCUGCUUUAUCCCUCAUCUACUUACUCUUCCCCCUUGACUUCAUUUAUUCCUUCAUCGUCUCUGUUUUCCUCGUUGACAUCUUUUCCUGAAAUAUGAUUCGUGACAAGAC